AUGUCCUUCCCGCAGCUGGGCUACCCGCAGUACCUGAGCGGCGGGCCCGGCGCCUACGGCGGCGAGCGCCCAGGGGUGCUGGCCGCGGCCGCCGCGGCCGCCGCCGCCGCCUCGUCGGGCCGGCCGGGGGCGGCGGAGCUGGGCGCGGGCGCGGGCGCGGCCGCCGUCACCUCGGUGCUGGGCAUGUACGCGGCGGCCGGUCCGUACGCGGGCGCGCCUAACUACAGCGCCUUCCUGCCCUACGCCGCCGACCUCAGCCUCUUCUCGCAGAUGGGCUCACAGUACGAACUCAAAGACAACCCGGGGGUGCACCCUGCCACCUUCACAGCCCACACGGCGCCGGCGUACUACCCCUACGGCCAGUUCCAGUACGGGGACCCCGGGCGGCCCAAGAACGCCACGCGCGAGAGCACCAGCACGCUCAAGGCCUGGCUGAACGAGCACCGCAAGAACCCGUACCCCACCAAGGGCGAGAAGAUCAUGCUGGCCAUCAUCACCAAGAUGACCCUCACGCAGGUGUCCACCUGGUUCGCCAACGCGCGCCGGCGCCUCAAGAAGGAGAACAAGGUGACGUGGGGCGCGCGCAGCAAGGACCAGGAGGACGGCGCCCUCUUCGGAAGCGACACCGAGGGCGACCCGGAGAAGGCCGAGGACGACGAGGAGAUCGACCUAGAGAGCAUUGACAUCGACAAAAUCGACGAGCACGAUGGCGACCAGAGCAACGAGGACGAAGAGGACAAGGCCGAGGCGCCGCGCCCGCCGGCGGCACCCACCGCCCUCGCCCGGGACCAGGGCUCGCCGCUGGCAGCCGCCGACGCGCUCAAGUCCCAGGACUCGCCCCUGGGCCUGGUCAAGGAGGUCCCGGAGCCCGGCAGCACUCGCCUGCUGACUCCCGGCGCCGCGUCGGGUGGCCUGCAGGGCGCGCCUCACAGCAAGCCCAAGAUCUGGUCCCUGGCCGAAACGGCCACCAGCCCCGACGGCGCGCCCAAGGCCUCGCCGCCGCCGCCCGCAGGCCAUCCUGGCGCGCACGGGCCCCCCGCGGGCGCGCCGCUGCAGCACCCCGCCUUCCUGCCCAGCCACGGACUGUACACCUGCCACAUCGGCAAGUUCUCCAACUGGACCAACGGCGCGUUCCUCACGCAGGGCUCCCUGCUCAACAUGCGCUCCUUCCUGGGCGUCGGCGCGCCCCACGCCGCGCCCCACGGCCCGCACCUGCCCGCGCCGCCGCCGCCGCCGCCCGUCCCCGUUGCCGCGGGGGUGCUCCACGGUGACAAGGCCUCCGCUCGAAGCAGCCCCGCGCUUCCAGAGAGAGACCUCGUCCCCAGGCCGGAGUCGCCGGCACAGCAGUUAAAAUCCCCCUUCCAGCCCGUGCGCGACAACUCGCUGGCCCCGCAGGAGGGAACGCCGCGGAUCCUAGCAGCCCUCCCGUCCGCCUGAUCCAGGGUCGUCUUUUACUUUUGCGGGGGGAGGGGGGAGGAGUUCGGGAGGGAGGGGACGAGGGAGGAA
This is a messenger RNA of Prionailurus viverrinus (fishing cat), 1506 nucleotides long. It is a transcript of the gene IRX1, whose product is annotated as iroquois homeobox 1. Gene Ontology annotation, biological process: neuron differentiation; regulation of transcription by RNA polymerase II; cell development. Gene Ontology annotation, molecular function: RNA polymerase II cis-regulatory region sequence-specific DNA binding; DNA-binding transcription factor activity, RNA polymerase II-specific. Lineage: Eukaryota; Metazoa; Chordata; Mammalia; Carnivora; Felidae. The record is from RefSeq and is a predicted model, not a curated record. Gene Ontology annotation, cellular component: nucleus.